Molecule: messenger RNA, 1629 nt
Organism: Aspergillus pseudotamarii
Lineage: Eukaryota; Fungi; Ascomycota; Eurotiomycetes; Eurotiales; Aspergillaceae
Product: asparagine--tRNA ligase SLM5
Exons: 3
Coding region: 1-1629 (542 amino acids)
Biological process (GO): asparaginyl-tRNA aminoacylation
Cellular component (GO): mitochondrion
Molecular function (GO): asparagine-tRNA ligase activity; ATP binding
Source: RefSeq, a predicted model, not a curated record
AUGCGAACAUGGCGGCGAACCUUCGCUACGUCUGUUGCCAGACUGAGCCAUAAACCUGCAGGUCAGGGCGUCAGCCCCACACUCUUACGAUGCGCCCAAGUCCUGGAGCAAAGCAAAAAUGGACCCUGCAGUUUAGAAGAUCAAGAGAUCAAGUUGAAUGGGUUUAUUCGCUCCGUCCGAAAGCAGAAACGCUUUGCGUUCGCCGAGAUCUCAGACGGGUCGACAAUUGAGCCUGUACAGGCUUUUUUGAGACCAGCACAGGCUGCCGAACUGUCUACCGGAACUGCUGUGGAAAUUUCUGGGAUCUGGAAGGCUUGCCCACCGGGCAAGGAGCAAACCCAUGAGCUUCAAACAACAGACGUGAAUGUUCUUGGGAAAGCAGACCCUGAGACCUACCCCAUCCAGAAAAAGUAUCACAGCCCCGAUUUCCUCCGUCAGAUCCCCCACCUCCGCAUGCGCACACCAUUCAGCUCCCUCCUCUCACGGUUCCGAUCCGAAUGCUUGUACCAGCUAGGAAAUGUGUUUCGCUUCGCCCCGAACGGGGGCUACGUUCAGGUCCACCCACCGUUAAUCACAUCGUCGGAUUGUGAAGGUGCUGGAGAGACAUUCACAGUCCUGCCGCGGGAGGCUAUGGGGUCACAGUCAGAGGGCGAGCAUUUCUUUCGGGCACCCAAAUACCUGACAGUAUCGUCGCAGCUCCACCUCGAGGCCUAUGCAGCAGAGUUAGGAAACGUAUGGACGAUAUCACCCAUGUUCCGGGCCGAGAAGAGCGAUACGCCGCGCCAUCUUAGCGAGUUCUACAUGCUGGAGGCGGAGAUGAACUACAUGCAUGACCUGGACUCGCUGACCGACUCCGUGGAGUAUAUUCUCCGUGACCUGGUUCGUCGGUUACACGACACACCUGUUGGCCAGGAGAUCUUGUCCGCAAAGCGGUCGGGCGAGUCCGGUCAAGAUUCAACUGAAGGAUCCGGUGCUGAUCUAAAACAACGAUGGAAUGAUAUGAUGGAAGGACCCAAAUGGGGUCGGAUGACCUACACGCAGGCGAUUGAGAAACUCCAGGACGCGGUCGCCAAGGGACAAGCCACAUUCGAACAUGCACCCGAAUGGACCGGCGGCCUUCAACUCGAACACGAGAAGUACAUCGUCGACGUGAUUCACAACGGCCGUCCCGUGUUCGUGACCGACUAUCCUAAGGUCGUCAAGCCAUUCUACAUGCUGCCAUCCAGCGGAGACGGCUCCGCAGCACCAGGCGAAACAGUCGCCUGCUUUGAUCUCCUCCUCCCAGAAGUUAGCGAAGUCGCAGGAGGCUCCCUCCGCGAGCAUCGCCUCCCCAACAUCAUCCAGAACAUGCGCGAGCACGGGCUGAUCAAAACCCGCGCACUAUCCGCUCCAGAACCGGAAGCGGAAGCAGGAGCACAAGCCGAUUCCGAGACGCCACUGUACCCUCACCUCCAGCCCGGUGAAGACCUGGGCCAUCUCCAGUGGUAUGCGGAUCUUCGGCGGUGGGGAACAGCGCCCCAUGGAGGAUUCGGGCUUGGGUUUGACCGAUUCCUGGGAUACUUGGCUGGCGUCUCCAGUAUCCGGGACGUGGUCUCUUUCCCUCGGUAUUUCGGCCGGGCGGACUGCUGA